Molecule: messenger RNA, 741 nt
Organism: Symbiodinium sp. CCMP2456
Lineage: Eukaryota; Dinophyceae; Suessiales; Symbiodiniaceae
Source: the annotation of a GenBank genome assembly
AUGCAUCUAGGCUCGGGUCUGCCGCAGCGUGGAACGGCCUUGCGCCGACUGCUGACAGGCUUGUGUGGAGUCCUCCUGGUGACCGCUGGCAAGCCAACGGUCAUGGCAGUCGUGGGAGCACGAGCUGCCGCAGCAAAGCCGUUGAAGCGUCCUGAUCUCAAACCUGGCCUGGAUGUCGAUGUAUUCAAGGCGUGCUACUGGGAGGUGAAGGAGCUGGCUGCUUUUUGCAGAGAGCACGGGCUUUCGACAAGUGGUGUCAAGGCUGACGUGACCCAGCGAGUGGAGACGUAUCUGCGCACAGGGAAGCGUGCCACAGAGCCGGAUGUGAAAAGUUCAUCGCAUCUGACUGGGGCUCGGGACAGUGCUCUUCCAGGUGGCCUCAAGCUCACGACUCCUGUGUGCAACUAUAAGAACGAUGCCGCUACUCGAGCCUUCUUCCAACAGCAUUGUGGUGCUGGUUUCCGUUUCAAUGAGUACCUUCGCGGCUUUGCUAAGGGUGUGCCGGAGGGACAGGACCUCACCUACGGUGACUUGGUGCAAGGCUGGAAAGAAGCUGAGGGAGAGAGGAAGGAAGGGAAGACAGCUAUCGGCAAGCAGUUUGAGUAUAACCAGUUUACGCGAGAUUUCUUUGCAGCCAACGCCGGUGGAAGCCGCGAGGAGAUGAUGGAGGCUUGGAGGGCUGUCAGGAGCUAUCAGGGCCCCAACACGUACGAGGAAUUCAAGAAGCUGACGGCCGAGUGA